This is a messenger RNA of Acaulospora morrowiae, 856 nucleotides long. The record is from the annotation of a GenBank genome assembly. Lineage: Eukaryota; Fungi; Glomeromycota; Glomeromycetes; Diversisporales; Acaulosporaceae.
AUGAGUUUGAUUAAAUUUUUCAUCCUCAGUCUUUUCAUCGUCACAGCAAUCGCUCAAGUUACUAUCCCCAUUUUACCUGAUGGAACCAAGAGUUAUACGGUUACUGGCGGAAAUGGUGCAAAGAUUUUUGUAGAAGAAAAAGGAGAUCCAACGAAAGUCACAUUGUUAUUCUGCGCUCCGAUAAUGUCAAACCGUCUUAGCUGGGAGGUGCAAUUUACUGAUUCAUCGCUUAAUCAGAAUUUUCAUCUUGUUAGAUAUGAUUAUCGAGGAGUCGGUAGAAGCGAUAAACCAGCUGACCUUAAUGCCUAUAGUACCGACUUACAUGUCUUAGACCUUAAUGCCGUAAUCGAUAGUGUAAAAUCCGAUAAAAUAGUUUUAGUUGGUGCGUCGUUUGGAGCGUUGGUUUCCAUUGGAUCUAUGAAAACUAAGAAAGUUGAUGGAUUUAUAUCGGUUUCCGGAAUUUACAAUGGCAACAUUCCAUUUUUCACUAAUGCUACCGCUCCAUCGGACGUCUAUCAAACAGCCAUUGAUACAUAUACUCUAGGCUUUUCCUUUCUCACUGCCAAACCUCUGUCCGAUCAGUUCUCUCAAUAUUUGCUUGGUCAAAUUGGUCAAUUGAGUCCCUAUUAUCGUCAUUCGACAAGUCCCAUUCCCGAUUUUAGCAACACUUUUAAAAGUUUAAAUAUUCAAACAUUAUUUCUCAUCGGUGAUCAAGAUCUCAUAGUUCCAGCUAGCUACAGUCAAUCGUUUGUAGACCUUGCGAAAAAAGGACAAAAGACUGUUUACACUGGCGUUGGGCAUUCACCACAAUGGGAAAACUAUCAAACUUUUAACAAAGACAUUAGUGAUUUCGCUA